AUGAUCUCAUCUCUCUCUCCCACAGGAAAAGCAGAUACCCUCUCCGAAACCGCUUUCGAAACCGCCCGUCGUGAGGCCUGCGAGGAAAUCGGACUACCAGACAUCAACCAGACCCUUCCGCCUCCGUUUGCCGUAGAGCAUCUGUGCGAACUACCAGCGAAUCUAGCCAAAACGGAACUGGUGGUGCGACCCUGUGUGGCACUGCUUCAUUCGUUUGACCCGGCGACGGGAAUGAAUGCUGAUCCCGAGACCGAGUUGAUUCCUCGUCUGGAUGCUCGUGAAGUCGCCGCGGUAUUCACGGCACGAUUCGAUGACUUUUUGCGGAUCAAAAAUUCGCAGGGGAGAGGAGAGGGGGAUUGGUACAAGGGAUCGUGGAGUUUGUGGCAUAAUAGCAAUUGGCGAAUGCACCAAUUCUUUGUCUCCAAUGCCGACCACGCCGUCCGACCACGCAGUCCGGGUAAUCAGACCCAAAACGCCGCGGUGGAAACACUGUCCCGACAAGAAGAAAGUGGACAGGUCCCGCACUAUCGCGUGUUUGGGAUGACGGCUCGGAUGCUCGUCGACGCGGCCCGGGUGGCCUAUGCGCGGGAUCCGGGAUUCGAGCAUAAUAGCCAUUUUGGAGACGAGGAGAUGAUCUCGAAGCUUCGACGGCUGGGAAGGUUGAGUGAGAAGCGUCGGCCGGGCGAGGAGUUGACUCGGGAGACGAUGGAGCGGGCGGCCAAAUUGAGUUAG
This is a messenger RNA of Penicillium diatomitis, 732 nucleotides long. RefSeq names its product NUDIX domain protein. NCBI's taxonomy places the organism in Eukaryota, Fungi, Ascomycota, Eurotiomycetes, Eurotiales, Aspergillaceae. The coding region runs from base 1 to 732 and encodes 243 amino acids. The transcript is spliced from 2 exons. Gene Ontology annotation, biological process: coenzyme A catabolic process. The record is from RefSeq and is a predicted model, not a curated record. Gene Ontology annotation, molecular function: coenzyme A diphosphatase activity; acetyl-CoA hydrolase activity.